AUGCUGCUCUCAUCCGUCGACAUAAGUUUGUGGGAAUGGUGGAAGAGUGACAGACAGACAGUCAGAACUGAGUUUCUUGACAAUGGAGGGGACCCAAAUAUUUCUGAUGCUUUCCUCAUAAAUGGCCAACCUAGUGAUCUCUAUCCAUGCUCAAGAUCAGAUACAUUUAAGCUGACGGUGGAAUAUGGGAAAACUUAUUUGAUUAGAAUGAUUAAUGCAGUCAUGAACAAUAUUAUGUUCUUUUCCAUUGCAAACCACAGUGUCACGGUAGUUGGAUCGGAUGCUAGCUACACGAAGCCAAUCAAAAGUGAUUAUAUUACCAUCUCUCCUGGACAAACCAUUGAUUUCUUGUUAAAAGCUAACCAAAAACCUAGUCACUACUACAUGGCUGCCCACGUUUAUAGAACUGCAGCAGACUACGACAACACAACCACAACAGCAAUUAUCGAGUACAAAGGAAAUUAUACCUCUCCAUCGUUGCCAUUGUUUCCAAGUCUUCCCAUGAUCAAUGAUACAAAUGCUUCAGUUAGUUUCACAGGAAGACUCAGAAGCUUAGGAAAUAAAGAUUAUCCUGUCGACGUUCCUAAAAAUGUGACGAAUAUGUAUUUCUUUACAUUUUCCAUCAAUGCAGUGCCUUGUUUUAAUAAUUCUUGUGAUGGGCCUUUGAAUCAGCGCUUACUAGCAAGCGUGAAUAACAUAACAUUCGUGCAGCCUAGCAUUGCCAUUCUUCAGGCUUACUAUCGGCGCAUCAGAAAUGUCUUCGGUGAUGACUUUCCUAGUGAUCCCCCAUUUACUUACAAUUAUACCGCAGACAAUGUUCCUCAAGCCCUAUGGACGCCUCGAAAUGGCACAGAAGUAAGAGUUCUUGAAUAUAAUUCUACAGUUGAGAUUGUUUUCCAGGGAACAAACACAGUUGGAGGAAUAGAUCAUCCUAUACACUUACAUGGACAGAGCUAUUAUGUAGUUGGGUGGGGAUUUGGAAACUUUGAUAGAGACAGAGAUCCAUUGAAUUAUAAUCUUGUCGACCCUCCUCUAGUGAACACAAUCGCCGUUCCUAUUAAUGGUUGGACAACAGUAAGAUUCAAAGCAAGUAAUCCUGGUGUUUGGUUGUUGCAUUGCCAUUUAGAGCGCCAUAUAAGUUGGGGAAUGGAAAUGGUAUUCAUUACCAAAGAUGGCAAGGGAAAAGAGGCUAGAAUGUUGCCUCCACCUCCAGACAUGCCUCCAUGUUGA
Fraxinus pennsylvanica is the source of this 1230-nucleotide messenger RNA. The record is from the annotation of a GenBank genome assembly. NCBI's taxonomy places the organism in Eukaryota, Viridiplantae, Streptophyta, Magnoliopsida, Lamiales, Oleaceae.